This is a messenger RNA of Tarenaya hassleriana, 2308 nucleotides long. Its product is annotated as transcription factor RAX1-like. Gene Ontology annotation, cellular component: nucleus. Lineage: Eukaryota; Viridiplantae; Streptophyta; Magnoliopsida; Brassicales; Cleomaceae. The transcript is spliced from 8 exons. Gene Ontology annotation, biological process: regulation of DNA-templated transcription. The record is from RefSeq and is a predicted model, not a curated record. Bases 112 to 1788 code for a protein of 558 amino acids. Gene Ontology annotation, molecular function: RNA polymerase II cis-regulatory region sequence-specific DNA binding; DNA-binding transcription factor activity, RNA polymerase II-specific.
UCUCUCUCAUCUCUCUGGUUCAACGGGCAAAGUAUUUUUCGAAAAAAGUUUUGAUUUUUUUAACGUUUCCUUCUCCUUCUGCUGCUCGCGAGAUCUUAAAUCCCUCUAUCGAUGAGCCACAGUUCGAAUCCAGCCGCUUGUUCUCGGGAAAAUGUCGGUCUUCGCCUCGAACUUGAAUCGUGUUGUUGGUCUUGCGAUCGGGAGACUGGUGAAGUGAGAAUUGAGGAUCAGUGCAUGGAAAACAAGCAACUAACAGCUGCUUCAAGCUCGUCUAUGUCCGAAGGCAGUGGCAAUAGUCUCCUCAAGACACCCGGAGCUGCAAGUCCCGCCACUGCAUUUCAUACUCAUCGGAGGACCACAGGCCCUAUAAGACGAGCAAAAGGCGGCUGGACUCCUGAGGAGGAUGAUACUCUGAGAAAAGCUGUUGAGAUGUACAAAGGAAAGAGCUGGAAGAAAAUAGCGGAAUUCUUCCCCGAUAGAACAGAGGUUCAAUGCCUGCACCGGUGGCAGAAAGUACUUAAUCCCGAGCUUGUCAAAGGACCCUGGACUCGAAAGGAGGAUGAUAAAAUUGUAGAACUUGUUCAACAAAAUGGGCCUCGGAAAUGGUCUCUUAUUGCCAGGUCUUUACCAGGUCGUAUAGGGAAGCAAUGCCGAGAAAGGUGGCAUAACCAUUUGAAUCCUGAUAUUAAAAAGUAUGCGUGGACUGAAGAAGAAGAGUUAGCUCUGGUAAAUGCUCAUCGAAUAUAUGGCAACAGAUGGGCUGAAAUAGCUAAAGCCUUACCCGGCAGGACUGAUAAUGCGAUAAAGAACCACUGGAACAGUUCAUUGAAGAAAAAGUUAGAUCUUUACUUAGCUACGGACAACCUGCCACCAGCAGCGAAGUACGGCUUUGUCAAUGGCAUAAGAGACCAUGGUGUUGCUGACACGGCCCGAGAUUCCACUAAACCUUCAUCUUCUUGCCAAAACAAGGAUUCUGAUUCAGUUGCCCAAACCUCUUCUGGGACUACAGAUGUAAACAAACCAGAUGAAGAUGGAAGAGACCACACCAAUUCUUCAGCUCCACUUGAAGAAGCAGCUGCUGCUUCGUCAAGAAUCCGUAUUAAUGAGAAUGCGCGCUCUCCUGCUGUGGAGUACAAGUCUCGAUUGCAUAAUUCCGAGCCAUUUCCAGAGAAUGUAGUUAACUCGAACUCGAGAGGUUAUGAGGACAGAUUAGCCCACACGGAAGAAGAAGGGUUUGGAACUCCAGAGCAUGGUUUUCUGUUCUACAGGCCUAUGGUUGACUUGUACUUGUCAUCAGAGCCGGAUUUCCAGCGUGGAUAUUAUGCAUAUGGAUGUGGUCGCAGUCCAGGUUCAUCGCCAGUUAGCUUCUUCACUCCACCUUGUACGAAGAGUAGUGGUAGUUUUGCUUCAAGAAGUCCUGAAUCUUACCUCAGAGAGGCUGCUAGGACAUUUCCAAACACACCCUCUAUCUUUAGGAAGAGACGGAAAUCUGUUAAUGUUGGGAAAAUGGAUGAUACCAGCAGUUCAGACAUGGAGGCUGAUAAAAGCGAGAACUUUGAAGAUAGUUCAGAGAAGUCUCCAGCUGGAAGAGAAGGCUUGUCUGAGAGAUCUGGUUAUCAAGAUGGCAAAAACCUCGGGUCAAAGGGCAGUGGUUGCGAUGUGUCUCCCCCAUAUCGGCUAAGGUCCAAAAGAACAGCAGUCUUCAAAUCAAGACAACUUGAGUUUCUGCCUGAGAAAGAGAAUCCAGGUGUGACGAAAACAAAAUCUUCUCAGGUUACUUACAUAUGAGAGGAUAAGUUAGAAGGAACCUCCUUCCCUUCAACUCAGAGAAAGAAUCAUUAAAAAUCUCCGAGUAAAGAGUUUCCAUCUUUCCCGGCACGAUAGAUUCUUGUUCUAUCCCUGUGCGUUUAUGCAUAAUCUUUCACCAUUUCAGGUACAGGGAGCAUGUGAAAAACUCGGAGCGUUUCCACGAGAAUCAUCGGUGAAUGCCAUUAAAGUUCUCUUCAGACUCUUGAUUGCAGGCUUUUUCUUCAUCAAUCUAACACAGUAACUAAGAAUCAUGCACACUUUCUGCUGAAGCUCGGACACGACGACUCACAUGGCUGUAGAUAUGAGAUCAUCUUUAUGACCAAUUGAUUCUGUACAGAACUUCUUAUUGAAGAAGAGUUGAUAAUUUUUUCUAUACGCCAUCUCUAUGGUUUGUAAAGGUCGAGGGGCUCUCUACAAAAAUUGAGAUAGUUUGGGGUUUAUUUAAAAUUUUGUUUAAAUUAUAGGUUUCUUUUUCUUUUUACACAUUGGCCAUGCUUCA